Molecule: messenger RNA, 3692 nt
Organism: Pungitius pungitius (ninespine stickleback)
Lineage: Eukaryota; Metazoa; Chordata; Actinopteri; Perciformes; Gasterosteidae
Gene: pggt1b
Product: protein geranylgeranyltransferase type I, beta subunit
Exons: 9
Coding region: 212-1315 (367 amino acids)
Biological process (GO): protein geranylgeranylation
Cellular component (GO): CAAX-protein geranylgeranyltransferase complex
Molecular function (GO): CAAX-protein geranylgeranyltransferase activity
Source: RefSeq, a predicted model, not a curated record
UCUGGAGGUCUAUUUUUCCUCUACUGAAAUGGUUCACUGAAAAUAGUGUAAUUAGUUAGCAAAAAUGUAAUUAUCUUAUAUCGUAUCUUAAUGAUUGCACUUCUACUUCUUCAGUAUAAUUUCUGAACUGCGGUGUCCGUGUAUUUGCUUUUGCUUUUAUUUUGAAAAACGAACGUACCGGAAAAGAGUCCUCAUAGGUGCGGAUGCAAAGAUGGCGGAAGAGGAGAGCCAGUCUGAAGAAUUUGAGCAAAUAGACUUUUUAAGAGAUAGACAUGUACGAUUCUUCCAGAGAACUCUUCAGGUGUUACCCGAGAGAUACGCCUCGCUGGAAACCACCAGGUUAACGAUCAUAUUUUUCGCCCUGUCGGGCCUCGAUGUGCUGGACGCCCUGGAUGUGAUUGAUAGGAAUACCAUGAUCGAGUGGAUCUACUCACUACAGGUCCUGCCCACAGAGGACCAAGCUAACCUUAGUCGUUGUGGUUUUCGUGGAUCGUCACAUAUUGGAAUUCCUUAUAGCACUAAGGGUCCAGGUGUGCUCCAUCCGUAUGACAGUGGCCAUGUAGCCAUGACCUACACGGGGCUGUGCUCACUGCUGAUCCUCGGAGACGACCUUAGCCGCGUUAACAAACAGGCCUGUAUGGCUGGUCUCAGGGCCCUGCAGCUGGAGGACGGCAGCUUCUACGCAGUGCCAGAAGGAAGUGAAAAUGACAUACGCUUUAUCUACUGUGCUGCCAGUAUCUGUUACAUCCUGGACGACUGGUCGGGCAUGGACAUCCAAAAGGCCAUUGAAUACAUCAGAGGAAGUUUGUCGUACGACAGUGGGUUUGGCCAGGGAGCCGGGCGGGAGUCACACGGGGGCUGGACGUACUGCGCCAUAGCCUCACUGUGUCUAAUGGGCCGACUGGAAGAAGCGCUGAGUCAGCGGGAGCUGGACGGGAUCCGCCGCUGGUGCAUCAUGAGGCAGCAGAGCGGCUUCCACGGUCGCCCCAACAAACCUGUAGACACAUGCUACUCCUUCUGGGUGGGAGCUACGCUAGAGCUCUUAGAUGUGUUCCAGUAUACGAACUUUGACAAGAACCGGAGCUUCAUCCUGUCCACGCAGGACCGGUUGGUGGGAGGAUUCGCCAAGUGGCCCGACAGCCAUCCAGACCCUCUCCACGCCUACCUGGGCCUGUGUGGCCUGUCUCUGAUCGGCGAGCCCGGCCUGAGGAAGGUGCACCCGGCUCUUAACAUCACCCAGAGAGCCUUUCAGCACGCCGAGCAGCUGCAGCUGACGUGGAGGGGCAGCGCCGGCAGCUGCAGCCGACGGCACUGACGGCGGGGAGCGUCCGGGUGUCCACCGGCAGUCACUCAAGGGCAGUCUGACUUCCGCUGCGCGUCCUCGAGACGUUUGGCCGCCCAUCCGCGAGGCCUUCGAAUCUCAGCAAUCGAGAAGGUCAAGUCCCUCGUUACACACGAGUAACUUUAGGGAGCCCGAGUCCAUCUACAGUGACUUUUGUGUUGAGCAAUAUACGCCCCACUGUUUUUCUUGCUGCCUUCAUUUUUUUUUUUUGUAGUAGUAGUAAAUGAAUAACAUUGUGGUUUGGGGUGAUGAAAUGAUGUGCCAGAAAGUCAAAUUUGAGUCACUGGAGAUGCCUCAAUUUUGCAUAUAUAUAUAUAUUUUUUAAACUAAUCGUACAGCUUGCUGCUCCUCAACAUAAAAAAAAAACAAAAAAGAAUCUGCUGUAAACCUUCCAAGCCGAGGAUGAAACAACUGCUUCACACGGACGUAAGAAACCUCCACAAAGUAGUUGUUCUCCACAGAGAGCCUGACUUCCAAAUUGUGUCUUUUUUUGAAUGGUUCUGCUGUAGCUGAAAGAUCUUCAGUGGGCUGCUGCAAUUUCUCUUGAAUCAAGUAGAUGCGCGUUCACCAAGGCUCAAUGGUGUCCAGGUGUUGCCAAGAUAAUAGUGAACUAGUUUUUUUUUUUUUUGCAAACCAGCAGUGGUCAUUUUUGGGGGUGAAAUUUGAAAGGCUUUUUUUUUUUUAUAUUUAACAACCCUGCCGAUACGUUUUUUUUUCAGCAUCUGUGCCCCUUGAACAUUUCAAUCCUCACGUCGCUCGCCAACCUCUUCAAAGCCUCGAGCUCUCGGGUCCCACAGGUGAUGGUCCCACAGGUGAUGGUCCCAGUAGUUGAUCCCAGUGUAGUGGUUCCCAGUAGUUGCACCACUACAGGCUCUGCUUCUGGGUCCUAACAGGUGAACAUGAUAAUAGAUCUGUUGAAGUGGAAUUCAACAACUACCCCUACAGGCAAAUCCAUGAUGAGAGAAGAAAAUCAAAACCAGUAGAAAUAAAUGAUUUAAAAAAAAAAAAAUAGCAUUGAGGUGUUUUGAGAGGCUGAAAGAGAGAAUCGCCGGGGACUGAAGAAAUCAAUCGAUAGGCAUCAUGACUUUGGGGGGCGAAUGUAUUCUUUUGAACAGCGCCAGGAAUUGGACUUCUUGUUUUCCAAACACAACGGAUGCCUGGCUAUAUAUAUAUAUAUAUAUAUAUAUAUAAUUAUAUAUACAGAAGGUACAACUCACACGAGUAGAAUGGGCCUCACAGUCUCCUUUCCCGCCAAAUUGCCUUUUUUGAAAACCGAGUAGGUAGAGAGCAGAAAGGCGAGGAGAGGUGGAUAAAUAAAUGAUUUUCACCAUCUAUAAUGUAUGGUGAACACCCCCCCCAGUGUUGAGGAGCCUUAUUUUGGUGCAAACUGUCUUGCUUUAUACUCUAGUGCAUCUUAUAUUGUUGUUGUUUGGAUGUUGCUGUUUUGCCUGAGUCAUUGAGUCACUCUUGGUGACUUUUCUUCUGCCAUUUCUGUUAGUUAGUUUUGGAAAGGGCAAGCUAUGACUUUUGUCACACAUGCCGAAUUGAGCCUCGGAUACACAAAUAAUGUCAUAGUACAAGCGAUUAAAAAUAGGUGAAUUAAAAUGAUUCCCCUGAUAAUAAUCCGGUAUCAAUGUUUUUUUGUUGAUGUUGUGAUAAUAUGUCCCGACUUCUCAAGUUUCACGGGUCACAUGGCCAAGCCGCAGUCUCAAAGGCCACUCUGAAAUGUUUCGUUGUAUGAAUCACCGCUUUCGGAGUGCCCUCUUCUUCCUUUUUUUGGGGGGGGGGGGGGGAUUCUGCUUUGCGUACAGCACGCUUAAAUCGGGCUUAGCUCGGCUGUUCCAACUGCUCGAAGCAGUUGAUGUCUGAUCGAUGGUGUAUUCCCACAAGGAUCGGUAAAUGCUUACCCGACUUCAAAAACAGGAAAGUGGCGGAUCACAGUGCGCUCGAUGCUCUCAGGCCCACGGCACGCGGGGGCCUUUUCUCUCCUUUUCUUUGUUUUCAAAUGGCCGCAUGGUGAAAGGCGGUUGAGAUGACGUGAACCCUCGCUCCAUCGACUAAUAUCAAUAACGGCACACUUAAAUGUAAUGGAAUUUUAUUUUUUUGUAUGCUUUGUGGAGAGAUUAGUGUAGAUAAAUAUGUAAAUGUCUAUAAAUAUCUGACUUCUAUUUUGCAAGUGCUCAAGAUGAAACUAUGUUUACAGCGACAUCAGUGAGACGGGGGGAGGAGUUGGAUACGCAAGUGUUGUAAUGUGAUGCAAUUUACUACUUUGAAUUUGAGGACAAUAAUUUGGAUCUAGCUUGGCGGUGCAUACUGUAUUUAUGAUCAAUAAAAACACGUACUAACUUUU